CAAUAUCAGUGAAACCUUUGAAGGUGAAAAACUGGAUUCUUCCUGAAAUGCCAGGGCUUAUAACUGAUUUUCUGAUUUCUCUAGAUGAUCGGUUUCUGUACUUUGUCAAUUGGCUUCAUGGAGAUGUCAGACAGUACAACAUUGAGGACAUAAGAAAUCCUGUCUUGACAGGUCAAGUUUGGGUGGGGUGCUUGAUCCAAAAAGGAAGCCCUAUAGUGGUUGAGACAGAAGAUGGUGACACCUGGCAGGCUUCUGUUCCAGAGAUUAAGGGUAAUCGAUUGAGAGGAGGACCCCAGAUGAUCCAGCUAAGUCUGGAUGGGAAGCGACUUUAUGUCACCAAUUCACUCUUCAAUACUUGGGAUCGUCAGUUUUAUCCGGAACUUGUGGAGAACGGAUCUCACAUGUUGCAGAUUGAUGUUGACACUGAGAAAGGUGGUCUUAAAAUAAACCCAAACUUUUUUGUGGACUUUGCAGCUGAACCUGAAGGUCCUUCUCUUGCUCAUGAGAUGAGAUAUCCAGGCGGUGAUUGCACUUCAGAUAUUUGGAUUUAAGUAUCCAGAAUCAUUGUGCUAGCUGAGGGGUUACCUGAGAACUAAUGUUACAAUGAUCCAAAUAAAUAAGCCAUUCAGUUGUGUAGAUCCAAAGAUCGCCACAUCAUGGCAGAAUAAAUUCGGAUAAAGGAGAUAAGAUAUUAUA
Molecule: messenger RNA, 696 nt
Organism: Jatropha curcas
Lineage: Eukaryota; Viridiplantae; Streptophyta; Magnoliopsida; Malpighiales; Euphorbiaceae
Source: RefSeq, a predicted model, not a curated record